UGUACACCGCUCCACCACUUGCUCGAGCUGCUGCUGGCCCGGCCGGCCACCCUCGGGCGGGGAUGGCAGACGUGGCAGCGUUCAGUCCCUCGCCGCCGGCACCGUCUCCGCUCGCGGCCGCCGACGUCGCUGCCGACGCGCUCCUCGCGCCUUGGCCGCUGUCCCCGUGGCCGGCGCCCCUCCGGCGCGGCGGCGACGACGGCGGGUCCAACCCGCUCUUCGCGAUACUGCCGCUUUCGGCGCUGGCGAUAGGGCUGGUGCUGCUCGUGGCCGUGGCGCUCAUCCUGGUGCUGACCCGCCGGGCGAAGCUCAGGCUGGUGGCCGCCGGGGACAGCGUGGACGGCGACAAACCCGGCGCGCCGGCGUCCAGCUGCGGCAGCAGCGUCCGCGGCUACCAAAAUGGCAGGUGCUACGCCGCCACAGGGUGCAUAUACGGCGGGCGGCUGGGCCCUCUGGGGCUGGCGGUGGUGCAGCCGCGGAGCCGGGGCGCGCAGGUGUUCACGUACCGGGAGCUGGAGCGCGCCACGGACGGGUUCGGCGAGGGCAACGUGCUGGGCCGGGGCGCGUACGGCGUGGUCUUCCGCGGCCGCCUCGGCGACGGCACCCCGGCCGCCAUCAAGCGCCUGCAGCUCGACCCCCGGCGCCAGGGCGAGCGCGAGUUCCGCGUCGAGGUGGACCUGCUGAGCCGGAUGCACUCGCCGCACCUGGUGGGCCUGCUGGGGUACUGCGCCGACCAGAGCCACCGGCUGCUGGUGUUCGAGUUCAUGCCCAACGGCAGCCUCAAGGGCCACCUGCACCCCGCCGUCGUCCCCGCCGCCGGGGAGCAGCGGCCGGCGCUGGACUGGCAGACGCGGCUGGGCAUCGCGCUGGACUGCGCCCGCGCGCUGGAGUUCCUGCACGAGCACACCUCCCCCGCCGUCAUCCACCGCGACUUCAACUGCAGCAACGUCCUCCUCGACCACAACUACCGCGCCCGCGUCUCCGACUUCGGCACCGCCAAGGUCGGCUCCAACAAGGCCAACGGCCAGGUCGUCACGCGCGUCCUCGGCACCACCGGCUACCUCGCGCCAGAGUACGCGUCGACGGGGAAGCUGACGACCAAGUCGGACGUGUACAGCUACGGGGUGGUGCUCCUGGAGCUGCUGACGGGCCGGGUGCCGGUGGACACGCAGCGGCCGCCGGGACAGCACGUCCUGGUUUCAUGGGCUCUUCCACGGCUGACGAACCGCGAGAGGCUCGUGCAGAUGGUCGACCCGGCCCUGAAAGGCCAGUUCCCCGUCAAGGAUCUCAUCCAGGUGGCGGCGAUCGCGGCGAUGUGCAUACAGACCAAGGCGGAGUACCGGCCGCUGAUGACGGACGUGGUGCAGUCGCUCAUCCCCAUCGUGAAGAAGAGCCCCUCCAUGUCCUGCUCCUCCACGCCGGCGAGGCCCCUGCAGCACGUCGUCUACAUGAGCCCAGCCGCUGCCAGCAACACGUCCUAGGCCACCACACGAUCGUCCGACGACGGGCUGGAUUUCUCAGAGCUGCGCUUACCGUGCACUGCGCUGCGCUGCAUGUCAGUAAGGCUGACGCGUCUCAACUGAAGAUAUCAGAUUUUUUUUACAUGGGUUUGCCCGAGCUAGUCCU
Messenger RNA from Triticum dicoccoides, 1626 nucleotides. Its product is annotated as probable serine/threonine-protein kinase PBL7. The record is from RefSeq and is a predicted model, not a curated record. NCBI's taxonomy places the organism in Eukaryota, Viridiplantae, Streptophyta, Magnoliopsida, Poales, Poaceae. The transcript is spliced from 6 exons. Bases 63 to 1481 code for a protein of 472 amino acids. Gene Ontology annotation, molecular function: protein kinase activity; ATP binding. Gene Ontology annotation, biological process: protein phosphorylation.